This is a messenger RNA of Lates calcarifer (barramundi perch), 1295 nucleotides long. Its product is annotated as major histocompatibility complex class I-related gene protein-like. Lineage: Eukaryota; Metazoa; Chordata; Actinopteri; Centropomidae. Gene Ontology annotation, cellular component: external side of plasma membrane. Gene Ontology annotation, biological process: immune response. The record is from RefSeq and is a predicted model, not a curated record.
ACUCAUUCCUUGAGGUUUUUCUACACUGGAUCUUAUGGAGUCAUGACCUUCCCAGAGUUUGUGGGUGUUGUGAUGGUUGAUGAAGUUGAGGUGAUUUACUGUGACAGCAGCAUUGGAGGAGCUGAACCCAAACAAGACUGGAUGAGGAAACUAAUCAAAGAUGAUCCAGAACACAUGGACUGGUACAGUAAUGAAUGUCAUACUAGUCACAACACCUUCAAGACCACUACUGAAAUUCUGAUGCAAAGCUUCAACCAAACUGGAGGUGUCCACAUUUACCAGAGGAUGUUUGGUUGUGAGUGGGAUGAUGAGACUGCAGAGGUUAAAGGUUAUGAUCAGUAUGGUUAUGAUGGAGAAGACUUCAUAGAAUUUGACCUAAAGACAGAGACCUGGAUCGCUCCAACACCACAGGCUGUCAUCACCAAAACACAAGUGGACAAUGACAGAGCUGGAUUAUCUUACAUUAAGAACUACCUGACCCAGGUUUGUCCUGAGUGGCUGAAGAAGUAUGUGAACUAUGGGAGGAGCUCUCUGCUGAGAACAGCCCUUCCCUCAGUGUCUCUCCUCCAGAAGACUCCCUCCUCUCCAGUCAGCUGCCACGCUACAGGUUUCUACCCUGACAGAGCCAUGAUGUUCUGGAGGAAAGAUGGAGAGGAGCUUCAUGAGGACGUGGACCGAGGAGAGAUCCUCCCCAACCAUGAUGGAACCUUCCAGAUGAGUGUUGACCUGAAAUCACCUGCACCUGGAGACUGGGAGAGGUAUGAAUGCGUGUUUCAGCUCUCUGGUGUGAAGCAGGACAUCAUCAAAAGACUGGACAAAGCAGGGAUCAGGACCAACAGGGGUCAGGCUGGAAUCACAGCUCUCCAUAUUAGUUUUAAAGUUAUUAGAGCUGCUUCAGCACUGUUCCUGUUCGCAAGCUGCUUCACUGGAGUCUUCAUCUGGAGGAGGAGGAAAGGAGGUCAGCUUUGAGAAGAAGAAGUGUGAAGAGGAUGCUGAACGUCACUCAGUGAAGAGCCACAGCAGACAAUAAUCAAAGUAUUGAUGCUUGAAAAAUCCAAUUAAUGUUGUUAAUUAUACAACCCAGUACUUUGGUUUAUGAUCAAACACAUGCAAAAUUAAUUCUAAACUAGAAGUGAUUUACAUCAGCUUCAGUUGUACUUUGUGUUUAUUGCUAAUUAGCAUGCUAGCACAUUGAACUUAGAUGGUGAACAUGGUUAACAUUCUACCUGCUAAACAUCAGCAUGUUAGCAAUGUCAUUGUUUUACCAUGUACUGUAUAUAGUCAGAAAUUCAAUA